UUUUUUUUUUUUUUUUUUUUUUGAGAUGGAGUCUCGCUCUGUCGCCCAGGCUGGAGUGCAGUGGUGCGAUCUCCGCUCACUGCAAGCUCCGCCUCCUGGGUUCAUGCCACUCCCCUGCCUCAGCCUCCCGGGUAGCUGGGACUACAGGCGCCCACCACCAUGCCCGGCUAAUUUUUUGUAUUUUUAGUAGAGACGGGGUUUCACCAUGUUAGCCAGGAUGGUCUCGAUCUCCUGACCUUGUGAUCCACCCACCUCGGCCUCCCAAAGUGCUGGGAUUACAGACGUGAGUCACUGCACCCGGCCAAAUGUUUUCUCUUUCUACCAGUUGUAGUUACAUGGUUACUUACAUUGUGAGAUGAAUUCUGCCAUUAACGGGAGAUCAGCUCUACCCAAUAAUCAAGUGACUUCUGUAUACUUGAUACGUUUAUUAUGUGUUGUUUCAUGUGAGCUUUUAUUUUCCCAACUGUGGCAGGGACUGGCUGGCUACUUCCAGCCCAUUUCUCUUUCCUCUUGGAAACACAGCUGGACUCCCUUUCCUGCCUAGUUAGCUGGUCCCAUGUCACUGAACUCUGGCCAAAGAGGGAGAGCCAAAAGUCUGUAUGCCACAUCUAGCCCUGCGCCUAACCUCUCCUGCAGGCACCUGCUCAUCUCUUCCGCCUUGCUGGUUAGAUGGCCAUGACUAGGGCAGUCUUGGAAACUGCUUGUUAAAGAUGCCAAAGCUUCCGUCAGCCUGGUGUCCUGAAUGAAUGUAUGGAACAGAGCCCCUCCCCUUCCAUUAUCAAAUGGACUCUAUAUAAACUAUUGUUAAGCAGUUCCGUUUGCAAGGUUAAUCUUUUAUGAUAGCUGGUGUUUCCUUAACUGAUUUCUCAUCCUAAUUGCUCUUCAUUCUGGAAGCCUUCUUACUAAUUCUCUUUGCAAGUGGCAUUAUUUGCUUUUGAAGUGUUACUGCUUAUAUUUUGAAGCCAUCAUUUGCCAAUAUUGGAGUAUAAUGUGAUCUUUUUUCAAGUAAUUCUGCUCUUCUUAACAAUAAUGUAAUGAGACCAUUUAGGUGCUUUUGCAGUCCAGUGGGUAGGCUGCCUUCAUAGUUUGUCACAUGUGAAUGACUCAUCUCAUAGUGCAUUGCUUCACAGCACAGACUGCUGCGUGGGAGAAGUCUGCAGGCCCUCCAGUCCCCGGAAAGGCUCAUCUCCUCAACCACAGACAGAGGCCAGAAUACAUAACCUUUGAUCAUGGGCGUGUAGUCCUUCUGUGUGUUGCUGGGUUUGAUUUGCGACUGUUUUGUUAAGGCUUUUUUUGCAUCUGUUUUUAAAGGAUGUAUUGGACUGGGCGUGGUGGCUCACACCUGUAGUCCCAGCACUUUGGGAGGCUGAGGUGGGUGGAUCACUUGAGGUCAGGAGUUUGAGACUAGCCUUGCCAACAUGGCAAAACCCCGUCUCUACUAAAAAAAAUACACACACACACACACACACACACACACACACACACACACUAGCCAGUCAUGGUGGCACAGGCCUAUAAUUCUAGCUACUCAGGACACUGAGGCAGGAGAAUCACUUGAACCUGGGAGGCAUAGGUUGCAGUGAGCCGAGAUUGUGCUAAUGCACUCCAGGCUGGGUGACGAGAGUGAAACUCCAUCUCAAAAAAAAAAAAAAAAAAAAAAAAAAAACAUGUAUUGACUUAUAGUUUUGGUUUUGCUUUUUCUUGUGUUAUUUUUGUUUUGGUGUCAGGGUAAUACUGGCCUUAGUGGAAUGAGUUAAGAAGUGUUCUUUCUUCUAUGUUUUGGAAGAGUUUGUGAAGAAUUAUUAUUAAUUCUUUGUUAAGCGUUUGAUAGAAUUCGCCCAUGAAACCCUGUGGGACUGGACUUUACUCUGAUUUUUAAAAAAUUACUAAUUCAGUUUCUUUACUUGUUACAGGAUUAUUCAGAUUAUCUAUUUCUUUCCAAGUCAGUUUUGGUAGUUUGUGUCUUUUUCAUAAUUUGUCCACUUUAUCUAGGUUAUCUAAUCCACUUUAUCUAGGUUAUCUAAUCUGCGGCCGUGCAGUUGUUUUUAGGAUUUCCUUACAGUCCUUUUUAUUUCUGUCAGGUUGGUAGUAAUGUAACCUCCUUUGUUCCUGAUUUUAGUAAUUGAACUCUUCUCUCUUUUUUUCUUGGUCAGUCUAGCUUAAAGGUUUGUCAAUCUUGUUGAUCUUUUAAAAUAACCAGCUUUUGGUUUUAAUGAUUUUUCUCACUUGUUUUUCUGUUCUUUAUUUCAUUUAUUGGUUUCUGUUUUUAUUGUUUUCUUCCUUCCACUUAUUUUCUGUUCAGUUUAGUCUUCUUUUUGUAGUUUAAGGUGGAAAGUUAGAUUAUUUACUUGAGGGUCUUUUUUAGUACAGGUGUUCAUAACUACAAAUUUCCAUCUAAGUACUGCUUUUGCUGUAUUUCAUGAGGUUUGGCCAUACAUCUCAAAAUUAUUUUCUAAUUUCCCUUGUGAUAUCUUCUUUGAUUCAUUGCUUAUUUAUUUUUAGUUUUUAUUUUUAUUUUUAUUUUAUUUUUGUAGAGACAGGGUCUUGCUUUGUUACCCAGGCUGGAGUGCAGUGACAUGAUUAUAGUUCACUAUGAUGAUCACUGUAACUUUGAACCCCUGGGCUCAAGCAGUUCUCUUGCCUCAGCCUCCCAGGUAGCUAGCAAUACAGGCAUACACCACCACACCUGGGUAAUUUUUAAAUUUUGUUGUAGAGACAGGCUGUGUCUGUUGCUGUGUUGCCCAGGCUGGUCUUGACCACCUGGCCUCACGUGAUCCUCCCACCUUAGCCUCCCAAAGCACUGGGAUUACAGGUGUGAGCCACCUUAUCUGGCCUGAUUCAUUGUUUAUUAAUGAAUAUGAAUUUCCUCAUAUUUAUACAUUUUCUAAAUUUCCUUCUGUUAUUGAUUUCUAAUUUCAUUCCAUUGUAGUUGGAGAACAUACUUUAUAUGAUUUCUAUCCUUUGAAGUUUAUUCACAUUUGUGAAAAAUGUCCUAACAUACUGGGUAUCCUUGAGAAUAUUCUGUAUGCACUUGAGGAAAAUCUACAUUCUGCUCCUGUUGAGUGGAAUGUUCCAUAGAUUUUGUUCUAGGUCUGCAGCAUUGUUCAAAUCUUCUUUUUUUGUUCAUCUUCUAUCUAGUUGUCCUAUCCAUUAUUGAAUGUGGAGUACUGAAGUUUGUCACUAUUUCUCUGUUUUUCCUUCUAUUCUGUCAGAUUUUGAUUCAUGUAUUUGAAGUUCUGCUGUUAGAUGUAAUAUAUUUAUGUUUGCUUGGCAGAUUGGCCCUUUUAUCAUUAUAAACUGUCUUCAGCCAUGCACCUCUCUUUUGGUUACUGUUUGCACCUUUUUUCUGUUGUCAUACUUUCUACCUAUUUGUGUCUUUGAACACGAAGUGUGUGUCUUGUAGACAGCAUGUAAUUGCAUCAUGAUUUUUCAUUCAUUCUGUCAAUCUGCUUGUUUAAAAAAUCAGCUUUAGUUAGGAAAAUUCACAUCCAGCAAAAUGUAUCCAUUUAAAAUCUUAGCAGGUAUGUACACUUGCUAAUUAUUAUUAUUCUCCCCAUCCAGAUGAGCUCCCUUUGCCCUGUUACCCUGCCUGAUCAGCUUUACAGCCCUACAUCAGUCUCUCCAGUGUCUCUUCUCUCAUACCUGGCUGUAGAGUUCCAACUCAGAAGGCCACACAAGCAUCUGACUGCAGCUCUGUGAAUCAGUAGAGUUCACUGUGUAACCCACAGUGUUCCCGUUGACUAGGCCCAUUCCUGAAGGCAGCUUAUUCCAGCUUUCUCAGUGUUUCUCCUGUCUGCCUUUACCACCUGUUCAUUAACUCUUAGCCAUCAACCCUCCCCUCAACCCCGCCACUUUCAGCUACAGCUCCAUUGCCUUCUUCCUAUAGGCGUUGAAACGUGUCUCUACCCAGUCACCAAAGACCACCCCCAACCCCCAGUGACCCAGCACACCUAUCUAGCUACCAUCCCGUCUCUGUCCUUUGCUUUGCAGCCAAACCUUUUGAAUGAGAUGUUUUUCGUCAUGACCUCACCCUACAUCCCCUUUCUCUGUGAAAUUUAAAUGGUGUUUCUCAGGAUUCUGUCCUAAGCACACCUACAUUUGUGAUGUACAUGUUCUUCCUGGGAAACUGUAACUUCAUUCAUGGCUUUAUAUCAUCUGAUUAUACACCAGAGCCUGAUGGGAGGUAGGUGGCACACUCAAAAGGUUCCAUCGAUCUCUGCCUGUUGAUUGGAGCCUUUAAUCCAUUUCUAUUUAAUGUAAUUACUGAUAAGGCAGAAUUUACAUCUGCAAUUUUGCUGUUUGUGUUCUGUGUGUCUUGUGAUAUUUUUGUGUCUUUGUUGCUCCAUUACUGCCUUCUUUUGUUUUAAAUAUUUUCUAAUGUGGUGUUUUAAUUCCCCAUCAUUUCUAUUAUAAUGUACUUAAAAAACUAUUUUGUUAGUGAUUGCCGCAGGGAUUUUAACUAACACAGCUCACUCUUAGCUAGGUUUAGUGUUUUUGUUGAAUAAAUGCUCCUGGAAUUCUUUCAAGUCCGGUUAUUUUCCAGAGUUCUGAAACAGUUGCUUUUGGCAAUUUUCACUAGUCUUCUCAUUGCAGUUACACAGAAGUAUAUUUUCAGAGGUUUUUAUACUGCCAUCCCUGCUUACUUCACCUACUUAUUUAUGAUUUAUUUGUCCUGUUUUACAAAUGUGUAUCCAGUGUAAUGAAUAACAAAAUGCUUUAAUUUGGGAGAUGCUAUUGUAUUAAUUGCCCUUUUAACAGUUGUGAUAGAAAUAUGUGGAAGAUACUAUUCCAAAUAUGAAAACAGUUUUGGGUAAUUAAUUAAGUGGAAAAGAUUAUAUAGAUUGUGUUAGAAGAUAAAUUAUGAACAAAGUCAAGCACUUUAAAGCUGAAAGGUGUUUAGAAAUGUCCACUUUUCAGAAGAGGAAUCUGAGGGCUGGAGAAUGUAAAUACCUUGCUUAACAUUAUAUGACUAUUAGCAAUUUUAUGGGUUUGUUUGUGUUUGUUUGUUUGUUUGUUUGUUUUUUCUCUUUUUGGAGGAGGUCUCGCUUUGUCACCCAGGCUGGAGUGCAGUGGCGCGAUCUCGGCUCACUGCAACCUCUGCCUCCUGGGUUCCAGCGAUUCUCCUGCCUCAGCCUCCUGAGUAGCUGGGACUCCAGGCACGCCACCACUCCUGGCUGAUUUUUGUAUUUUUAGUAGAGAUGGGGUUUUACCACGUUGGCCAGGCUGGUCUUGUACUUCUGACCUCAAGCGAUCCACCUGCCUUGGCCUCCCAAAGUGCUGGGGUUAUAGGUGUAAACCACUGAGCCCGGCCACUAAUAGCAAUUUUGGAAAUUCUUCCUCAGCCUCUUAAUGUUUCACUGCAUCAUUUUUAAGCCAUAGUAAGACAGAAAAACGUAAAUGGAAUAUUAGAACAUGACUCAAAUGAGAUAAUCUAUUGUGUUAACCUUGGAUAAAUAACACUUUCAAAUUGAUGAUGUUUUAAAACAUUUCUCUCUAAUUUUGUCUUACAUUCCAUGUUGUAGGGAGAAUCACUCUUCAUAGUGGAGUAAUAAUAUUUUGAAGGUCGUGGAUCCCUUUGAGAAUCUUAAGAAUUAUCACCUCUUUCCUCAGAAAAAUGUAUACACUGCACAGGCAUGCUGGAUUUUUUAUUGUUUGCAUAUCCCUGGAGGAUUAUUGAUGGGUUCAAGUUAGGGCCCUGCUGUAGUUUGUUUUAAUCUAUGCUUCUAUUUUCAUCCUCAGUUUUAUUUUUUCUGUCAAAUUUAAAUUGUUAAAAUAAUAGUUACUCAAAUGCAGAUAUUAAGAAGUCAGGGCUGGGCACGGUGGCUCACGCUUGUAAUCCCAGCACUUUGGGAGGCCGAGAUGGGUGGAUCACGAGGUCAGGAGAUCGAGACCAUCCUGGCUAACAUGGUGAAACGCCAUCUCUAGAAAAAUACAAAAAAUUUGCCGGCGUGGUGGCGGGCGCCUAUAGUCCCAGGUACUUGGGAGGCUGAGGCAGGAGAAUGGCGUGAACCCGGGAGGCGGAGCUUGCAGUGAGCCGAGUUCGCACCACUGCACUCCAGCCUGGGUGACAGAGCGAGACUCCGUCUCAAAAAAAAAGAAGUCAGAUUGUUUUUUCAUGCUAUUUUUCUUCUUAUAAAAUAGACCAAAUAGCUUUCAAGCUAUAUAAAAUUUGUGUUAUAAUAUUGCUUUCAAUCAAGAAUUCUUAGCUUUAGAAAUUCUGUUUAUGUGAUUUUUAAGUAAUUAAAGUUAUCUUAUUGCCUAGUUGUUUUCAGUAGACUACAAAUGUACUGAAUUUUUGUAUCUACUAACAGUUUUAAUACUAUUUUAUUGCUUUUUAGUUUCAGUUUGAAAAAAUCUGAUAAUACACUGUUUAUUAUAAUUACAAUAUUUUAAAUCUUAGGUAUGAUGGAAGUCCUAAGUGUUAAUAUAUGCAGCAUAUCCCAGCUUGAACACUGGCAGCUGGGUGCUUGUCAGUACAGCAUGGUGGGUUGCUCAUGGCAUCGUAUUGACUGUGUAUUAACACAGAAUAUUCUGUUGGGCUGUGAGCUGAUUGUUUAGAAUGUAAAUGAAGCUGCUGAUGGAUCUGGUGACUGAUGGCUUAAAUUCCAAUUAAUCAAUUACUUCAUCACUUUCUUAAUUCAGAUCAAAUAUCUCCAGAGUGCACACAAUUCUUUUAGUGGUAUUAAGAGAAAUUAAUGCUUUAGAACUAAUUUUCAUCAAUCUCUUAUAAAUGUCAAUAUCUUUUUCACUUGUCUCCUAAGUGAUGACAUUAUACUUUAAGUGUUUGGGACAUAUUAUAGUACCUCAGCUGUCUGUCACUUGUUAGUGGGACGGGGUGGUGGUUAAAUGACACUGUACUCAUCCACAUGGUCUCUGUAGUGCUAUUCGUCUUGCUACCAGCUUGAAAAUUUCAUGCAGAGUCAUUAAAUCGUAUGAAUGAUUUAAAAAUUAAGUUUAAUGGCAGACAAUCUGGUAUUAUAAAUGCAAAGUCAAUGCCUAUCUUUCUUUUGUUGGCCGUAUACCCUAGCCGAUCUCUUUCAGAGCUGUUGGAUUUGUGAGCUGUUGUAGGAAGUCUACUAAUAUUACAGGGUAACUUAUUAUGCGAUAUGACAGACUCGUGCUCCGACGGUGUCCUGUCAGUUUCUUCAGCACACUUGAUGCACCCUCCUAUGUGACACAUACACGAGUUGAUCUUAAUUGUCAUUAAGCCUGUUGACUCUUGUCAGUUGUAUAAAAUAAAAUCAAGUAUUCAUAAGCAGUCUGUAAUAGGAUAUAAGCAGGCCAACUUAGUAAUACAUUUUUUGCUGAGCCUUAACUGGCGUCAGUUUUAGCGAGUGCUUUCUGUUAAAAAAUUAUUAGAUGCAGUUCUUGUGAAAUAAGUCAAGCUGGCCAUCUUUCUGAUUUGCUAGAGUUCAUUCUUUCUCUCUUUAAAUCACCUCAGUUAUUGAAAGGUUAGUAUUUUUAACUGUACUUAACUUGAGUAAAAGUAAUAACGUUGUUUUUCUCUAAGUUUAAAAAAUAGCAUAUGAUUUAACAUGAGGCAUGGCUUUUUUCUUUAAACAAAGUCAGCUAUUUUUUCAGUGUUUAAUAAGUUUACAGAAAUUUAGAUAUUUGUUUCACUUUUAGAAACACAGAAUACAGGAAAUUUAUGAGACUCCAGAGAUUCUCACUUGUUUUUUUCUUUAUGUAAUAGAAAAUCUAGAGUAGAGUGAAUGGCAUUGACAUCUCACAGAUGUGUCAGAUAGAGUCUAGAAUUUAGUCCAUUUUACGUUACUUUAAUAUUUUAUAUCAGAACAUUCACCCAUAUAUAAAGGGGGAAAUUCAAUCUAGAAAAAAACUGUAACUUUAAAAUAAUAUGCACUGCAACCUUUCUUGUACUGCUUCUUAGUUGAAACCAGUGAGCUCGUGCAAUAUAUUUUUUUAUAAUUCUUUUGACAAAUAACCCCUAACGGUUUAUUUAAAUAUAUGUAUGCGUGUGUGUAUAUAUAUAUGCGUGUAUAAUAUAAUAUAUGUCUCUAAAAUCUCUAAAAUUAACCUCAAUUGUUUAGUUAUUUACCUUUAGGAAUAGUUGUUUUAAUAUUUUUAUAUUUUAUUUUCAUAUUUUAUUUUAUACACACACACACACACACACACACACACACACACACAGGGGGAGACAGAGACAGACAGACAGACAGAGACAGAAAAGGUCUCGCACUGUCCCAGGCUAGAGUGCUGUGGCUUAAUCAUAGCUCACUGCAGUCUCGAACUCCUGGGCUCAAGUGAUCCUUCCACCUCAGUUUCCCGAGUAGCUGGGACUACAGGUGCUUGCUACCAUGCCCCACUAAUUUUUUAUUUUUUAGUUUUUGUAGAGAUGGGGUUUUCUCGUGUUGCCCAAGCUGGUCUUGCACUUCUGGGUCCAAGCCAUUCUCACGUCUUGGUCUCCUAAAGAGUUGAGGUUACAGACGUGAGUCACUGUGCCCAGCCCUAUAUUUUUUAAAGUAUAUGUAAUCAGAUGACAUUGUCUCAGAUAUACUUUAAUUGAUAACGCCAAUAACUGGAGAAUCUUUUCAUGGCUCUUGAUCUUUUUGUGCCUUAGACAGGUGGGUUCAUGUCUCUGUAUUUCCCAGAUUCCAUUUUAACAAUGAUAAUUCCCAUAUUACAGGGUACUUAAAAGGAUUAAAAAUAAAAUUGGUGACUGGGCAUGGUGGCUCAUGCCUGUAAUCCCAGCACUUUGGGAGGCCGAGGCAGGCGGAUCACGAGGUCAGGAGAUCGGGACCAUCCUGGCUAACAUGGUGAAACCCCGUCUCUACUAAAAAUACAAAAAAAAAAUUAGCCAGACAUGGUGGCGGGCGCCUGUAGUCCCAGCUACUCAGGAGGCUGCGGCAGGAGAAUGGUGUGAACCCGGGAGGUGGAGUUUGCAGUGAGCUGAGAUCGCGCCACUGCACUCCAGGCUGGGUGACAGAGCGAGACUCCAUCUCAAAAAAUAAAAUAAAAUAAAAUUGGUGAGGUAGUUACAUAGAUAGGGCAGAUUUAGGCACUGAGUUGCUAGAAGCUAUAAUUAGUUGAAAAUGCAUCAGCUAGGAGAGAAAAGCAUUUAAUAUUUGUGUAGAGUAAGAGACCACAAGAAUGCUCAGUAGCAUGUGGAAAUACUUUUAGGAGGUUCAGAGGGGGAAAUGAGGGUAUUAUGGAUGUGGAUUUGCAUGGACAUUUUAGUUGUAGAAUGUUCUGUGGAAAGGGUGGGCUGGACUAAGCCAUGUGAAGAUCUGUUCUUACAUAAUCUACUUUAAUGAUUUCUCCAAAUUUGAGAAACAACUAGCUACCAUGAUACGAGUUCCCAGUAUAUGACACUCAUGACAGGCUUUCACGUAUUUUCCCUGAAUUUUACAACAUAACUCCAGGGUAAGUCUUAUACAGAUUAAAAAACUGAGGUCUAACAAGGUCAAGUUAUUUGAAAGGGAGCAUUGAGUAGUCAGUUACAGGGCUGGUGUUCAGCUUCUGACUGUCUGGCUCUGCCUACUCUGUUAUGCCAGUUUGGGAUGGAAGCCUCCAGAGCAGGCAUUCUCACCUCUACCUAGCACUGUUGGUGCUUUGGGCCCAAUAUGUCUCUGCUGUGGUGGGCAGGUCUGUCUUCUGCACUGUUGGGUGUUGAGAAUAUUCUUGUCCUCAUUCCACCAGAAGCCAGUAGCAUUCUCCUAACUUCCUUUCCAGUUGUGAAAACCAACAGUGUCUCUAGAAGUUGCCAAAUGUAAAUUGUCCCUAGUUGAAAACCUAUGGAGGGCUUUUCAUCCAUUGAAGAGAAUCUCUAAAAUUAACCUUACUUGUUCAGUUAUUUACCUUUAGGAAUACUUGUUUUAAUAUUUUUCGAGACCUUCUUUCUCAGUGAGAACAGACUGAGUCUGCAGAAAUUGAGCCAUGGCCUGUUAUCUUCCUCUCUACCCCAGCUCCAUGUGCAGGAAGCUCUACUCUAAGCCCAUGCAGCCAAAAAGUCAGGGGCUCUGUCUUCCUGCACUUCCUAGGCUAUGGCUGCAGCCCCACCCAGGAGGGGCUGGCCAUGGUUCUUAUUUUCCCCAGACUCAUGUUGCCGAAGCCCAAUUCCUGACAGGCUUGGCCUAGGGCACUAACAUAAAGUAACUUAAAGUGGACUAUAUUCUAGACUCUACCUGGGCUCCUGAGCAUUGUAUCCCAGUGAGUUCCAGCCCCAGCAGCUUGUAAGGCAGAGGUGACAGUGCUGGAGGGGCUACACCACAACCCCAUCCCCAGUGCCCACUUGAUGACCUGAGUAUCCCUCCUGGUAGAGCUGGCUGCUGUCCUGUCCCCAGCUCCAAUGCCAUACUCCAGAGGUUCUGCCCAGGGUGAGAGACAGGUCCUAAGUGCUGAGAUGUCUGCAGCCUUCCCUACAGACUUUGUUUGAAAAAUAGCCUGGCAGAGUUCAUUUCUGAGGAUGUCGUUGAGAACACUGGAGAGCUUGGUGGCCACCAUUUCAGAGGGCAGAAACAGCAACCCAGUCAGAAGCUUCAUGGAGAGUCCUAGAUCCAGCCUAUCCUGGAGCCAGGAGACUGUGAGCAUGUGCUAGGCGCUCUCAGAAGCAGCUGCAAUGGGACUCGGAGCAAAUGUGAAAGGACUCCCUGGGAGAUAACAGCCCUGCAUGAUGCCAGAGCCCACUGACCCAAGGGGCUUACCUACAACCUCUGAGCUGGCCAAAUGAUGCAUGGUCCUCUGUCCCCAAGGUGAGUCCUACAAUGCUGAGCUUACACAUGACAUCACAGGCCUCCCUGUCAGCCUGGAAGAUGGUUUUUGCCCAAGAUGAUGGUCUCAGGAGUCAAUGGAGAAGACCUCCAAGCCACCCAUCCCUGACUGAACACGGGCAAAGUCGUGAAAUCCCUGAAUUGUGAGAGGUCUCUAAGCCACACACAGCCAGUGAUGAAGCUUGGAAGUCCAACUAGCUAAGCCAGCCUGAGCACCACCUUUUGUCACAGGAUCUUUGGGGUGUUGCUUUUCCAGCCACAAACCUCUAUGGCCCGUGGAGCCUUUGUCCAAGUUUUGCUUAGGCCUGCUGGGCUCAUUCUGCCUCCUUGGCCCAGCAGGCUUUGCUUAGCUUGUGCUGCCGGCCCGGAUCCCACGCCUGCCGAGGGUGAGCCCAGAACAGAGUGGCAAGGUGUGUGUGAGCGAGCGUGGGAUCUGGCCACUGCACACAGCCAGGCAUGCUGGCUGUGGCAGGGCAGGCAGCUCCAGGUGCCGGCUCUGUGUGAGGCUGUGGCCAAAUCAGGCGUUCCAUAAGCGACUUCCACUGUGGGCACCAGGAAACGUGGCCCUAGGAGGCUUGGAGACGCUAGGAACCGCAGAUCCCCAAAGAGGAUGUCACAGCCCUGGCUCGGUGAGCUGUUAAGUCUGGGCUCUCUGAAGAGCCACAGAUCUUCUCUCCUUCUCAUUGCUUGCAAUAAGGCGAAUGGCAGGGCGUGUUUCUGCCCUGUUUGUGCUACAGCUCUUUCAUUCCCACCAUUGAGCUGGUCUCAAGUUCUUGUCCGGCAUCCAGGAAGAACAAGGUAUAUGGACAACUAGAGGGUAAGCAAGGCAAAGAGGUGGUUUAUUGAGCGACAGUACAGCUCUCAGGAGACGCUAAGUGGGUAGCUCCUCUCCACAGGCAGGUGGUCCCGAUGAUUGCAGCUCUCAGUGGAGAGGAGACCCGGAGUAGGUAGCUCCUAUCAGCAGGCAGGUCGUUCUGUUGAGUGUGCAGCCCUCAGCGGACAGGGGACCUGGAGUGGGUAGCUUUUCUCCGCAGGCAGGUUGGCUUGUGGAGUGUGCAGCCCUCAGAGUAGAGGGGACCCGGAGUGGGUAGCUCCUUCCCACAGCUGGUAGUCCCAAUUUCUGUGUGAGUCUGGCCGAAACUCGCUUUUUUUAUGAACUUAGAAGGGAGGAAGCGCAUGCUGAUUGGUCCAUGGGCAGCCAUGGGCGGGCCUAGAAAAAGCACUAUCCGAUUGGCUGUAUGGUCAUCAAUGAAGUCCUCACUUCCGGCAGUGGACCUCACUGGGAACUGGCAGCCCGGCCCCGAGGCUUCAGGUUGUUCCUGGCUUGAAGGUUCGUGUUUUAUUCGAACUGAUCAACUAGAUGGUGAAACUGACUGGAAGCUGAAGGUGGCAGUGAGCUGCACGCAACAGCUGCCGGCUCUGGGGGACCUUUUUUCUAUCAGUGCUUAUGUUUAUGCUCAGAAACCACAAAUGGACAUUCACAGUUUCGAAGGCACAUUUACCAGGGAAGACAGUGACCCGCCCAUUCAUGAAAGUCUCAGCAUAGAAAAUACAUUGUGGGCAAGCACCAUUGUUGCAUCAGGUACUGUAAUAGGUGUUGUCAUUUAUACCGGAAAAGAGACUCGAAGUGUAAUGAACACAUCCAAUCCAAAAAAUAAGGUUGGUUUGUUGGACCUUGAACUCAAUCGGCUGACGAAAGCGCUAUUUUUGGCUUUAGUUGCUCUUUCCAUUGUUAUGGUAACCUUACAAGGAUUUGUGGGUCCAUGGUACCGCAAUCUUUUUCGGUUCCUUCUCCUCUUUUCUUACAUCAUUCCCAUAAGUUUGCGUGUGAACUUGGACAUGGGCAAAGCGGUGUAUGGAUGGAUGAUGAUGAAAGAUGAGAACAUCCCUGGCACGGUCGUUCGGACCAGCACUAUCCCAGAGGAACUUGGGCGCCUGGUGUAUUUAUUGACAGACAAAACAGGAACCCUCACCCAGAAUGAAAUGAUAUUUAAGCGGCUGCACCUGGGCACCGUGUCCUAUGGCGCCGACACGAUGGAUGAGAUCCAGAGCCAUGUCAGGGACUCCUACUCACAGAUGCAGUCUCAAGCUGGUGGAAACAAUACUGGUUCAACUCCACUAAGAAAAGCCCAAUCUUCAGCUCCCAAAGUUAGGAAAAGUGUCAGUAGUCGAAUCCAUGAAGCCGUGAAAGCCAUCGUGCUGUGUCACAACGUGACCCCCGUGUAUGAGUCUCGGGCCGGCGUUACUGAGGAGACUGAGUUCGCAGAGGCUGACCAAGACUUCAGUGAUGAGAAUCGCACCUACCAGGCUUCCAGCCCGGAUGAGGUCGCUCUGGUGCAGUGGACAGAGAGUGUGGGCCUCACGCUGGUCAGCAGGGACCUCACCUCCAUGCAGCUGAAGACCCCCAGUGGCCAGGUCCUCAGCUUCUGCAUUCUGCAGCUGUUUCCCUUCACCUCCGAGAGCAAGCGGAUGGGCGUCAUCGUCAGGGAUGAAUCCACGGCAGAAAUCACAUUCUACAUGAAGGGCGCUGACGUGGCCAUGUCUCCUAUCGUGCAGUAUAAUGACUGGCUGGAAGAGGAGUGCGGAAACAUGGCUCGCGAAGGACUGCGGACCCUCGUGGUUGCAAAGAAGGCGUUGACAGAGGAGCAGUACCAGGACUUUGAGCCCAUGCAGUCCAGCUCUGUGGAGUCCACACACAGCACGUACACGUGUGCACACAGGCGCCUCCCCCUCUGUCCCCAGAGCCGAUACACUCAAGCCAAGCUGAGCAUGCACGACAGGUCCCUCAAGGUGGCCGCGGUAGUCGAGAGCCUGGAGAGGGAGAUGGAACUGCUGUGCCUCACCGGCGUGGAGGACCAGCUGCAGGCAGACGUGCGGCCCACGCUGGAGAUGCUGCGCAACGCCGGGAUCAAGAUAUGGAUGCUAACAGGCGAUAAACUCGAGACAGCUACCUGCAUUGCCAAAAGUUCACAUCUCGUGUCUAGAACACAAGAUAUUCAUAUUUUCAGACAGGUAACCAGUCGGGGAGAGGCACAUUUGGAGCUGAAUGCAUUUCGAAGGAAGCAUGAUUGUGCACUAGUCAUAUCUGGGGACUCUCUGGAGGUUUGUCUAAAGUACUACGAGCAUGAAUUUGUGGAGCUGGCCUGCCAGUGCCCUGCCGUGGUUUGCUGCCGCUGCUCACCCACCCAGAAGGCCCGCAUUGUGACACUGCUGCAGCAGCACACAGGGAGACGCACCUGCGCCAUCGGUGAUGGAGGAAAUGAUGUCAGCAUGAUUCAGGCAGCAGACUGUGGGAUUGGGAUUGAGGGAAAGGAGGGUAAACAGGCCUCGCUGGCGGCCGACUUCUCCAUCACGCAGUUCCGGCACAUAGGCAGGCUGCUCAUGGUGCACGGGCGGAACAGCUACAAGAGGUCGGCGGCACUCGGCCAGUUCGUCAUGCACAGGGGCCUUAUCAUCUCCACCAUGCAGGCUGUGUUUUCCUCAGUCUUCUACUUCGCAUCCGUCCCUUUGUAUCAGGGCUUCCUCAUGGUGGGGUAUGCCACCAUAUACACCAUGUUCCCAGUGUUCUCCUUAGUGCUGGACCAGGACGUGAAGCCAGAGAUGGCGAUGCUCUACCCGGAGCUGUACAAGGACCUCACCAAGGGAAGAUCCUUGUCCUUCAAAACCUUCCUCAUCUGGGUUUUAAUAAGUAUUUACCAAGGCGGCAUCCUCAUGUAUGGGGCCCUGGUGCUCUUCGAGUCUGAGUUCGUCCACGUGGUGGCCAUCUCCUUCACCGCACUGAUCCUGACCGAGCUGCUGAUGGUGGCGCUGACCGUCCGCACGUGGCACUGGCUGAUGGUGGUGGCCGAGUUCCUCAGCUUAGGCUGCUACGUGUCCUCACUCGCUUUUCUCAAUGAAUAUUUUGGUAUAGGCAGAGUGUCUUUUGGAGCUUUCUUAGAUGUUGCCUUUAUCACCACCGUGACCUUCCUGUGGAAAGUGUCGGCGAUCACCGUGGUCAGCUGCCUCCCGCUGUAUGUCCUCAAGUACCUGAGGCGCAAGCUCUCUCCUCCCAGCUACUGCAAGCUGGCCUCCUAAGGGGCUGUGCACCCCCAGCGGGCUGGCCCCAGCACCUUCUGCCCUUCCCAGCACCUUGUGCCCUUGCCAGUGAACGCAGGGUUUGCCAUUGCUACCAAGCAAGCACCACAAGAAAGGGAGGGUACGCCAGGCGAGCCCAGGGCACAGAUGCUGAGACAGCCUCUCCUUCUCAGUGCAGGGACGUCACCCCUGCCAGGCAAGCCCAGGGCACAGAUGCCAGGAUGGCUUCUCCCUCUCAGUGCGAGGCUUCACCCCUGCCAGGCAAGCCCAGGGCAUAGAUGCUGAGACAGCCUCUCCCUCUCAGUGCAGGGACGUCACCCCUGCCAGGCAAGCCCAGGGCACAGAGGCCGGGACGGCCUCUCCCUCUCAGUGUGAGGCUUCACCCAUGCUAGGCAAGCCCAGGGCACAGAUGCCGGGAUGGCCCCUCCCUCUCAGUGCGGGAACGUCACCCCUGCCAGGCAAGCCCAGGGCACAGAUGCUGCGAUGGCCUCUUCCUCUUAAGUGUGGGGCCUCACCCCUGCUUUUCUUUCUUUUUUUGUAUUGUCAAAAUUGUAUUUCCAUAUUGAAGCAGCUUGAGUUUCUACUGAAAAUGAGCCCGAAUUAUUUCACUAUUACUGUAAAGGGUUCAUCUUACUCUGGCAUUCUGAGAAUUAGACUGAAAGUUUAAUUUCUGCAGUUCCCUCAUAUUCAGAUUCUUUCUUUGAUGUUAUAACACAAAGUCAUUCCUACUCAAAUGUAAUAAAAUUGAGGCUCCACGGAGGCCCGUGUCCACAUCAGCUGCAGCUCCCACUCAGACAGACGGCCUGCCCCACAGCCUGCCCUUUGCUGAAGAUACCCUCGCUUUAUACUUGCAUUUCGCUUUUCAGUAAAAACAGUCAAGUUACUGAGUUCUCACAUAAA
Molecule: messenger RNA, 15701 nt
Organism: Homo sapiens (human)
Lineage: Eukaryota; Metazoa; Chordata; Mammalia; Primates; Hominidae
Gene: ATP9B
Product: ATPase phospholipid transporting 9B
Exons: 24
Coding region: 11880-14801 (973 amino acids)
Biological process (GO): phospholipid transport
Cellular component (GO): membrane; cytoplasm; endomembrane system
Molecular function (GO): nucleotide binding; ATPase-coupled intramembrane lipid carrier activity; ATP hydrolysis activity
Source: RefSeq, a predicted model, not a curated record